Molecule: messenger RNA, 6097 nt
Organism: Manduca sexta (tobacco hornworm)
Lineage: Eukaryota; Metazoa; Arthropoda; Insecta; Lepidoptera; Sphingidae
Gene: dlp
Product: glypican-4
Exons: 11
Coding region: 214-2574 (786 amino acids)
Biological process (GO): regulation of signal transduction; cell migration; regulation of protein localization to membrane
Cellular component (GO): plasma membrane; extracellular region; cell surface
Source: RefSeq, a predicted model, not a curated record
CACUUCACAGCAUUCGGAUUUCGGCACCAAUUCGGCAUAGUCGUGCUGCGACCAUCAUGGAACGCAGUUGAGUCGCCGCGAAUUGUGCGUGUGGCGUUAACAGUACCGCAAGUUAAUUGUAAAUAAAAAAUCAUAUUUAACUAUAAUUUUAUUUAUGGACUGUACAUAAAAGUGUAUUUUGUUUACAUCAAUAAAAUUUAUAAUACCGCGAACAUGGCUGUGAACGAGUGUUGUAGUGUAAAACUGUCGCCUAACAAAAAAUCGAUUUUCGGAUCGAGAAUGAGUAGCCAAAUAUUGUAUUUAUUGGUGGCUACGAGUUUGUUGGCGGUAACGGCGGCUGCCGACGCCGAAGUAUCUUGUGCAAAUGUGAAAAGCUUGUUUGAAAAGAAAGGAAUGUUGUUGAUGGUGGACCUGCAGGCGGAACCAAACUCAGAUGCAGAUCAGCUGUGCGCAAAGCCGGGGUGUUGCGGCGCGAACGCGCGCUCACGGCUCAUCCCGCAAGCAAAGACUCAACUCGAGCUGUCGCUGCGCACCGAGCUCACCAAGCUGGCCGACAUGCUCGCCAACAGGGCCAAUAAGUUUGACGAGUUCUUCCGCAAACUGUUGAAGCUGUCCCGCGAGGAGUUUCACGCGAUGUUCAAGAGAACUUACGGCAUGAUUUACGAACAACACUCUUAUGUCUUCGAAAAACUGUUCGAAGAGUUAGAAAGGUACUACACGCACGGCAACACAAACUUUGAUGCGAUGAUGGACUCCUUCUUCGCGAUACUGUACAAGAAGAUGUUCACCGUACUCAACUCGCAGUACAGUUUCGAUGAGAAGUACUUAAAAUGCGUAAACGAGCAUAUGCGCGACAUCCAGCCGUUUGAAGACGUGCCCAACAAGCUGUCGGUGCAGUUACGGCGCGCUGUGGUCGCCACGCGCACCUUCCACAAGGCGCUGCGAGCCGGCGCCGACGUCGUCAGAGAGAUGAUCAAGGUGGGCGUGAGCCAGGAGUGCGUGACGUCAUGGGCGCGGCUGCGGUACUGCGGCGCGUGCGGCGGCAGCGACCGGCCCGCGUGCUCGCGCUACUGCCACAACGUCAUCCGCGGCUGUCUGCCCGCGCACGCCGAUCUCGGAGAACAUUGGGAUGCGUAUGUCGACGCCGUAGAUAAAGUGGCCGACCGUCUCCUCGGCCCGUUCAACAUAGCUAUGGUCGUCGAACCGAUAGAUAUCAAGAUUUCAGAAGCCAUCAUGAGCUUCCAGGAGCACAACCAGGAAAUAUCCCAGAGGAUAUUCACCGGCUGUGGGAAACCGGUGUUGGGCGGCGGAGGGGGUGCAGGACCCUUCUUCGCUCCCGACAGGACGAGGAGAUCCCCUCGAUCUAUUCCAGAUUUCGACUGGAAUCAGAAAGCGAAUGAAGACGCAGACUUCGAAGUGGAGACUACGUUUGAGAGCCUAAUGAACGGUGACCCUCAGCUACUCAGUCUCGGCACUCCUGAAGAGAUAAAGAAAGCGGCGGCUGAAAUGGCUGAGCAGGCUAAGUUGAGGGAAAAGUUCCUCGAUUAUAUGAGAGGACAUAUAGCUUUGGAGGAAUAUGAGAAGCAUGAGAGGAGCAAGCGCGACGCGGACCCUGAACCCGCGCCCGCCGGGGAGGUCGACAUCAACUUCAAAUCCUACGAGUUUGAUAAGAAGAACCAGAAGAAGAAGAAACCGGCUGCCAAGAGUGACGAUAGUCACGGUUCAGAGUGGGGCGGCCCCGCAUUAGAGAAGUUGGUGCGCGAGACUCGCAUCCGCGUGCGCAACACGCGGCGCUACUGGAACCACCUGCCCGCGCUGCUGUGCACCGCCGCCAGCCAGCCCAACGCGCCCUGCUUCAACGGCACCGAAGUCGCCAGUUAUACACUAAACGCAGCUGGCGAGGGUACGGCCGGGCUGGCUUCGAACCCGGAGGUGCGCGGCGUCGUGGUGCCUGCAGCGGUUACCAUAGCAACAGCACAGACCGACACCCUGAAAACACUUACGGCAAGACUGAAGGACGCGUUCAACGGAGUCGAGGUGGAAUGGACGGGCUCUGGUUAUAGUGAUCUUCAGCCGAGCGGCUCGGCGUCACAGGAUGAUAUAGAGGGCGCGGAGUCGGGCUCCGGCUCGGGAGACUUCGGCACCGACCCCGACAUCGGACCGCCGGACGACGAGGACAGCGACAACGACGACUAUGAUACAGGUUCAGGCGCCCUCCCGCCCGAGGACAACAUCCCGACGGAUAUCGACACAGACCAGCCGCCACAGACAGUUCCCACUCCAAUCACGCCCGAGGUGCCACGCAUUCUGGAUCCCCUCGGCACCCCGAACGUGCGCCAAAACGUAAAUGUGCCACUACCAGACACACCAGACCUCUCUGGCGUGCCAGAAGUGCCAGACACGAGCGACAUCAUCCCGCAGGUGGAGGACACGAGUGUCCGGACCCUCCCCGAGCCGCCGCAGGAGCCGGUGGCGGACGCGGCGGACAGACCGUCGCUACAGAAGGCGCUGUUUACGUACGCCCUGCCUGUUGUCUGCGCGUGGUUCGGAACGAUAGUUACUGACUUGUUUUAAAAUGGCACAGUGUGAUUUUACGGUGUGGUGGGUGUAAAAAUGACUGUAAUUAAAUAAUUUCAUAUUUAUAUUUCGUCUGUGUACAGUCGAAUUGCACGUGAAAUGAAUAUAAAAUAUGACGUAAAAAUACGUCACAAUUUUAUGGCGGAAUGAUUAUCAUAACUUAUUUUCGUAAAUAAAACCCUACCAACACUAUAAAGUCAUGCAAUAAUGCCAAAAAAUAGGAAGCGUUUUUGUAAAUAGCCUAGUCAGUGCGAGUGGCGGUCGUGGAUCGAACGUGUUAUAGCGUAUGCGCUACUGUGAUAUAUUGUGGACUCAACGCACGGAAAAUUCGAACUAUGAACUAAAAACACUACACAGCAAAUUGUGUAAGUUUUAUUUAUUUUAUAAAUUCAGUUCUCUAACAUUUCGGAAAUAGUGAACGACAAUAACGUUUCAUUUCAUUUUGGCGACAUAAUUCGAUAUAGAUAAAAGAAAAAUCAGCCAAAUUAUGUAUUUAUUGAAAUGAUCUUUUUUAUUGUAAAUAACCUGUAAAUUAUAAUUACUUAGAUAGUAAAUGUAUGUUUUUAUCAUUUUAACUAGUAUGGUCGGACGUGUGGUCCCGUGGCUUUGCGCCUGUGUUUUUUAAUCGAAACUUAUUUUUAAGUUAUAAAUACAUUUGACGUUACAUUGCGUCACGAUUCGAAUUAUUAUACUUCAAUACGUAAUAUCGUUUUAGAAGUUAUUUGUAUAGUCAAUGUUAAAUGUACUAAAAGCUAUAUUAUCACUGACUAAAGUCAGAUUUUUAUUAUCGCAAUGAAUUACAGCAUUUUUUACAAAGCGCACAAGCAUGAAACGUGUAAAUAUUCGACGCGGUUACACGUCAUGUCGAAAUUAUAAAGUGUUUAAAAAUGUAAAUAUAUCAUCUUAGUCAUAGUAUCUAAAAGUAAGUUAAGAGACUGAUUUGCUUUGGAUUAUUUUUUAACUUUAUAAAUAGAGACUAGACGGAGAAUAAUUUUUGUUUUAAGCUUGUAAACAUCCUUAAUAUUCUAAAUUAAGUUUCAAUAAGAUACCUGUGUGUAACAAGUGUAUUUCAAUUGUUAUCAAUGUAAAAAUGUAUAUCAAACAAUAUAAUUACAUUAGGUAACAUGAUUCACUCACACUAAUUCUCUGUCUGGCCUUUAAGUAUAAAAAAACAUUCGGAUUUAAAUUUCGCGUAUCGACAGAUGAAGAGAGGUAACAUCCUUUUCCACUGCCAUGAGAGCGAGACAGAACAUUCUCCGUCCCUUUCUCUGUCGAUACACAUUUUUUUUGUUCGAUAUGACAUUUUAUUUAUCGAUUUGGCUUCAGCUUUACUUUGCUUAGUUGUAUUUCAAUGUAUUUUGUCGCGAAUGUGUGUAGAGGAUUUUAUUGUAUGGAAAGUGAAAAUGGAAGGAUUUACGUAAACUGCAGUAAGUAAAGCAAUUAAAAAUAUCGGCUUUCCUCUCGUCACAUACCCGUUUCGCCAAUGUAUUUAAAAAGCGAAAAAUGUGCAAACAAAUUUCGACCUUAUUCCAGUUUACGUAGAAUCUACAGUUAUUAAAGUGUGUAUUCUAAAUGUUAUUGUAUAGAUCGUGUCGCAGUUAUUUGGAAAAUUUUAUCCUCACAUUCAAAGAGCUUUGUCAACAUCAGUCGAGCAUUAAUGGUUUGAAUUUUUUAAAUGGUUGCGAUAUGUAUUACGCACAAUGUUACGAUAGCUUUUUAUACCAAACUAUAGUUUUGAAAUGGCCAGAGAUGUAGCCUCAGAGUAUUUUGUCUACGAUAAAAAAAACAGUUAUAGUCGGUCGAUUUAAAAUAUCAGGGAUUAACGCUUCACUCCAUUAUUUCUGCGGUCACAAUAUGCUAAUGAUUUAAAAAUGUGUUGAAACAAGUAGAAUUACUGGGCAUUAUAUGAUUCAGAGUGACAGUAGUGCAGCAUUUUGAUUGUGCAGCAUAUUACAAUUUCUAUGUUUAGCAGCCUGCUAAACCCAGUUUAGUCACAUAAAAAUGCCCUAUAAAUAUUUCUUAUACCUUUCCAUGGUUGCUAUAAAUAAUUUUAUACUUAUUUAAAUUAUCUCAUCACUUAGAUAAUGUAGGAAAUUAUUAUUGUGAAUACUUCGUAGAAAAUAUUGGUUCAGCAAGAUUUACUUUUCAAAUUAUACAAGCUGGUCAAGGAAAUGGCCUGAAUUGGCACAUUAUUUUCUCUUACAUAUCCAGAGACACAGUUGUAAAUAGAAAUAUUGCUAUUCUGGUUGUAUAUCAUCUAUGGCCAUUUGUCAAAAUGCGCGCCUAAUGCAUAGAUAAUAAACGCAACGGAAUGUGAACGAAUGUAUGAUGUUUAAAUUGUUUGAAAAUAUUAUUUAAAGCAAUAUAAAAUUCAUACAUUUCGUACUUAUUUAUAGUAAAAUAUAUUCGAAGAUUUCUUGACAUCGUUACUGGUACUUAACCAUAGAUUGUUUCCAGUAGAUACUGCAUUAUAAAUAAAAGAUUCUAGGCAGUAUACAUAGAAAAGCACAUGUUGACGCGCAAGCGAUGUAGCUCACCUUUUCACGCGGCCAUUACAACUUUUUGUGGCACUCAUCUAACAUUUAAUAAUCUGCUUUAUAAGCAGCUGUUCAGCGUUUUACUUCGUCGCUUUCACCCCAACACAUGCCAAACCAUUCAUCGCAAAAGUUAGAUGCACUGCAACACGGCUUUAUCUCCGCGUUCAAUUAAUUUUAAAAAUAAUAUGGUAUCUACUGAAAAUUGUCUAUGUACUUAAUAUACCAAACUUAUCAUAAAAUACUGGGACCAAAUAUCGCUGUAUGUGCCAUCUAUGUGAAGCUUGCGAUCGCACGGGAGGCGAGUCGGUCCAACGCUUUGCUGUAUCUGUAACGUGUCGAGUGAAUGAGUGAAUGAAUUUUGUAUCUGUAAAUAAUCGGUUUAGUAUGUUACUUAAUGAUCUUGAACUAAGUUCUGUUAGCGGGCGGUUGCGUUGGUGUUAAAUGUUCAACUGUCUCCUCAAUUCUGGAUCUCAAUGAUACACCGAAGCAGUGCGACGUCCCAUAAAGGUCGAUGUUGCAUCUCGCAACUUUCGUCUAUUAUCCAUAAAUUAAGCCUUUAAAUUAAGGGACGCUUGGUAAAAAUGGAUACAGAUUGGGCCUGUUAAAGCUAUUUGUUUAAUUCGUUUUGCGUAACAGCUUUAACGCGCCAAACGAAAAUAGCUUUCAAAUUAUAAAUAUAUGUUUUUAUUAGCCUAAGUCGAAGUACAAUUUCUAGAUUUCACCUAUCGUUUUCCAUGUUUUUAACAGUAUAUGAAAUUAAAGCCUAACAAUUUAUUUAACAUGAACCUUAAUCCAAUCGCAAUAGGAUGCACAUCAGCACCGCCCGUCUAUAAAGUUUGCUAGAAUGUCGUAGUUGAACGCCAUCGUGCAACAGGGUACCGAUUAUGAACUACUGACAAAAAUGUAUAUCAAAUAUGUUUGAAUUGUUGCAAUAAAUACAGCGUGUAUACAUUUAUCGGUACGUAUGUAUAGUCUAUUGAAAA